Scleropages formosus (Asian bonytongue) is the source of this 2676-nucleotide messenger RNA. RefSeq names its product DEAD (Asp-Glu-Ala-Asp) box polypeptide 59 (gene ddx59). The coding region runs from base 739 to 2634 and encodes 631 amino acids. The record is from RefSeq and is a predicted model, not a curated record. NCBI's taxonomy places the organism in Eukaryota, Metazoa, Chordata, Actinopteri, Osteoglossiformes, Osteoglossidae. Gene Ontology annotation, cellular component: cytosol. Gene Ontology annotation, molecular function: RNA helicase activity; nucleic acid binding; ATP binding. The transcript is spliced from 7 exons.
UCUAAGGUUUUGAAAGGGAAACAAAAAUACCGGCAGUAGUACUCAUCGGAGCUAUACGUACUAGGCUUUCAUAAAUUCAGGGGGGUGCGUUCCACCCGAACCUCUCCACUUUGUUUGUCACGCCGGAUUGUGGUACAUUUUAUUUCCGUUUUUAUUUACUAAAAUGAAAUCUAUUUGUAAGAUGCACAGAGAGGGAAGAGUGACGAAAGUAGUACAAAACUGCUCGUGCUAGUACCAUUCAGAAUUCAGCGAUAAAAACUUUCUGAUAAUAAAUUACAUUAUACACCACGUUAACGUGAAAGAAUAACGCGUCGAACUUCAUUUCCCGAAAUCCAACUCACCGGAAACGUCAUCAUUAGUGGACCGCUUAAAAAUUAACUGACAGCUGAAGUUCCGAUCGCUCGUGCAUGCAGUAUUUCAUUUGGCUUAAAAAACUGAUAUUGAAAAUGAAAUUUAAAAUGAGUGCUUGUGUCUUUCAGGGGACCUUUCUGUUGACAGUUUAGGGUGACAAUUUAUGGAAGCUGGGUUUGCGCGGUACAGUGUGUUCUGACUCGUCGUACGCCAGCCAACCGCAGCAUUUUAGAGAAUCAUGCUAGAAUAAAUAAUAUCUCAACAGUAUAUUUCUACCUCGGGUAGCUUUUCAGUUAAAAUCCAAAGUCUGUAAAAUUUUCUGUAACGUGUUAAAACGACUGAACGCGUCUGAGAAUUGUUUAUUUAACUUAAGUCUUAAAUUAAAAAAUGUUUAUGCCGAGGUCACUAAAAGUAAAAAGACCCUCCUCAGACUGCCCUGGUCACAUCGUUAAGAGAUGCAAGGCGACCCCGGAGCAGGUGAGCGUCGACUCCGCGCUGGACCGGUGCUCUGAGAAACCUGAGGAGGUUGGUGGUUUGAGUCCCAAAGAGGAGGUCCUGGAGCCCUGCUGCACAGCGCAGUCAUGCUCACAAAGCGUGUCGCAGUCAGGAGCAGAGGAUCUGGCACCCUCUGACGAGGAAGAAGAGCCGGUGAAGUCCUUCAAGAAGAACCAGCGAUGGCCGGAGCCAGGCGAGCCUGUCUGCGUCAUGUGUGGCCGGUACGGCGAGUACAUCUGCGACCAGACGGAUAAUGACGUGUGCAGCCUGGAGUGUAAGGGCCGCCAUCUCGCCCAAAUGGGUGUGGGGCUGCAGAGUGGAGCUGACAUCCUCCGUGAAGCCGAGGCAGAAGAGUCCGCCGUGCCCUUUGCUACGGACGGUAUUUGCUCGGUUGGUACUCCAGAACGGGGCUAUACCUACGAGGAGGACGCCUUCAUUUCCAGUCUGACAGAGGAGCAGGUGCAAAGGGUCCGGCGAGAGCUGGGCAUUGUAAUAGAGGGUCAGGGAGUGGCCAGGCCGAUCAUGGAGUUUGAGCAGUGCCACUUCCCAGCACAGUUCAGUACGAACCUGAAGAAGGCUGGCUACGAGGCUCCCACCCCUAUUCAGAUGCAGAUGAUCCCUGUGGGACUCUCUGGGCGUGAUGUGGUCGCCAGUGCAGACACAGGCUCUGGGAAGACGGUAGCCUUCCUGCUUCCUGUAGUGAUGCACAUGCUAGAGAGACCACUGGGUACUCAGCAGGGUCCGCUGGGGCUCAUCUUGACUCCGACAAGGGAGCUAGCAAUCCAGAUUGAGAGGCAGGUGAAGGAGCUGGUGAUGGGGCUGCCCAACAUGAGAACAGCACUUCUGGUGGGGGGAAUGCCCCUCCCCCCUCAGCUCCACCGGCUGAAACAGAGCAUCAAGAUGAUAAUAGCAACUCCAGGACGGCUAUUGGAGAUCCUGAAGCAGGGAGCUGUGCAACUGGACAGAGUAAAGGUCAUUGUGAUAGAUGAGGCAGACACCAUGCUGAAGAUGGGCUUCCAGCAGCAGGUCCUGGACAUUCUGGAGCAGGUCCCUGAAGACCACCAGACUAUGCUGACAUCUGCUACCAUCCCCCAAGGGACUGAGCAGCUGGCAACCAGGCUGACCCAGGACCCUGUGCGAAUCACCAUUGGGGAGAAGAACCAGCCCUGCUCUGACGUCCGCCAGAUUGUGCUUUGGGUUGAGGAGCCUUCAAAGAAGAAGAAACUUUUUGAAAUUUUAAAUGACGCCAAGCUGUACUGUCCACCUGUGCUGGUGUUUGUGGACUGCAAGCUGGGAGCAGACCUGCUCUGCGAGGCGGUGCAAAAAGUCAUGGCUUUGAACACCGUGGCCAUCCAUUCCGAUAAGCCACAGUGUGAACGCAACAGGAUACUGAAGGGUUUGCUUGAAGGGGAGUUUGAAGUGGUGGUCAGCACAGGGGUACUGGGAAGAGGCCUCGACUUAAUCAAUGUCAAACUGGUUGUGAACUUUGACAUGCCUGCAAACAUGGAUGAAUAUGUUCACCAGAUCGGAAGAGCCGGGAGGCUGGGUCACAGAGGCACCGCCAUAACCUUCAUAAACAACAACAACAAGCGCCUCUUUCUGGAGGUUGUAUCCAGAGUGAAGCCCACUGGCUCCCUGCUCCCACCACAGCUGCUGAACUCGCCACACCUCCAUGAACAGGAGAGGAGGGCCAGACAGAGGAGCAAGCAAGGGGAGGACACCACGGUCACCAAGAACAACCUCAUAGACAUCAUCAGGAGACACGACAGGAGGAGGGCAAGGAAGUAGUUACAUCUCUCAGGAAUUGUGUUUGUCUUUAUAGAUAAGUGU